Messenger RNA from Rhagoletis zephyria (snowberry fruit fly), 491 nucleotides. It is a transcript of the gene GstT4, whose product is annotated as Glutathione S transferase T4. Gene Ontology annotation, cellular component: cytoplasm. NCBI's taxonomy places the organism in Eukaryota, Metazoa, Arthropoda, Insecta, Diptera, Tephritidae. The record is from RefSeq and is a predicted model, not a curated record.
AAAGAUGAUAAACUAAUGUACAUCCUACUAUUAUUUCUCACAGGUGAGCAUUUAACUGGCGAAUAUCGUGAUAAAGUGAGUCAUUUCAAGCGCUUGCCGGUCAUUCAAGAUGACAGUUUCUUAUUGGCCGAAAGUGUCGCUAUUUUUCGACACCUAAACCGAGAGAAAAUUGUGCCGGAACACUGGUAUCCACGCCGCAACUUUGGACGCAGUCGAGUUGAUGAGUUCCUUGAAUGGCAGCAGCGAAAUAUGGGAUUGGCAUGCAGCAAUUACUUCAAACAAAAAUGGCUUUUGCCUAUUCUGGGCAAGACAUCUACUGAAGAAACGAAUGCCAGUCUUCUAACAGAACGUUUAAAUCAAUCUUUUAAAGAUUUUGAAAAUCUUAUUUUUAAACAAGAACAAAUUCGUUAUUGGCGACAACCUUUCUUACGCUGACUUGAUGGCAAUUUGCGAGAUUGAUCAACCAAGUAAGUUAUCUUAAGAAUUUACCA